CCAGACCGCUCCUCUGCGGGCGAAUCUGAUGAAUUUGCCCGCGCACGUGCGCGCACUGCAAAAUGCCCCGCCACAGGUCGCCAGGGGCAGUUUCUCGUCCCGCCCCAGGGCCCGCAGGUGGCCCUGGGGGCAGGCGUGGAGGACCGCUGCCCGGGUGCACGGCGCACUCCGCCCCGCGUCUGGGCGCUGGAGCCCCGCCCGCUGCCCUGCGAGCCGCCCACCGGAAGAGCCCCGAGCAGUGCCUGGAGGAAGUCGGAGGGAUGUUGGCCCCCCUUGGGAAGGAGGCCCUCCACGCCGAGCUGGCGGAGCUGAUCCGCCGGGAUGCCGGGGGGUCCGCGGGGGAGCCGAGAUCGCAGGGGUCUGGCGCUCCCGGCGUUGGGGCCGCGUGAGCUCCAGCCGCACCGCGCGCGCCCGGCGGGUACCGCCAGGGCCCCGGACGGUCGGGCCUUCGAAGUCCCCAA
Molecule: messenger RNA, 461 nt
Organism: Prorocentrum cordatum
Lineage: Eukaryota; Dinophyceae; Prorocentrales; Prorocentraceae
Source: the annotation of a GenBank genome assembly